This is a messenger RNA of Drosophila obscura, 2129 nucleotides long. RefSeq names its product probable cytochrome P450 6g2 (gene Cyp6g2). Gene Ontology annotation, molecular function: heme binding; oxidoreductase activity, acting on paired donors, with incorporation or reduction of molecular oxygen; monooxygenase activity. The record is from RefSeq and is a predicted model, not a curated record. Lineage: Eukaryota; Metazoa; Arthropoda; Insecta; Diptera; Drosophilidae. Gene Ontology annotation, biological process: response to DDT; insecticide catabolic process.
CCUUGCACUUUUCCCCAACAAAGAAACUUAACAUAACAUUAACAAAUAAGAGAAUGGAAUCCGCCUCACAAAAGCCCACUCACCCAUUCACAAACUAAAUUCAUUCAUGGAACAGGGCACCUUGACGGGGAUCUUGAUGAACCGGCGCUGCCCCAGCAGCUUCCGAAGCUGCUUAAACCCGCGAUGAGUUCGCUGGGAAGGCGUCAGUAGCCCGAGGAAUCUCUCAGAGCAAACAUGGUACUUGGACUGCUUCUGUUGGUGGUCAUCGUGUUGGCCACCCUCUGCUUCCUGCUGCAGCAGCACUAUGCCUACUGGCGGCGUCGAGGAGUGCGCGAGCUGCGACCCCACUGGAUAGUGGGCAACCUGGCGGGACUGCUGAGCAUGAGGGACAGUCCGGCGGACUUUAUGGGACAGCUCUACAAUCAUCCGGAUGCUGUGAACGAGCCCUUUGUGGGCAUACACGUCUUCCACCGGCCGGCGCUGCUGGUGCGCGAUCCCGAUCUGAUCAAGCGGAUCAUGAUCAAGGACUUUGGCAAGUUCUCCAACAGAUACUCGAACUCUGACUACAAGGGCGAUCCGUUGGGAUCGCAAAACAUAUUCUUCCUGAAGAAUCCGGCCUGGAAGGAGGUGCGCUUCAAGCUGUCGCCCUUCUUUACCAGCAACAAGCUGAAGAACAUGUUUCCCCUCAUCGCAGAGGUGGGCUCCAAUCUGGACGCCCAUCUCCGGGAGCAGCCGCUGCACAACGAGCGGACCCGCUGCUUCGACCUGGAAGCCAAGGAGCUGUGUGCCCUCUUCACCACGGACGUGAUUGCCACGGUGGCCUACGGGGUCCAGGCCAAUAGCUUCACUCAGCCGAAUGGUGAGUUCCGCCGGCACGGCCGAUCGGUCUUCGAGUUUAGCCUGAAGCGGGCGGCGGAGUUUACGCUGGUCUUCUUCCUGCCGCAUCUGGUGCCGCUCUUUGGCUUCAAGGUGGUGCCGGCCGGGGCCACGCGGUUCCUGCGCAACACCAUCAACUAUGUGAUGGCGGAGCGCGAACGGACCCAGCAGACGCGCAACGAUCUCAUCGACAUCCUCAUCGAGUUCCGGCGCAGCACACAACAGGCCAAGGCGUCUGGGGAUCACGGCCAGUUUGUGUUCGAGGGCGACAUCCUAGUGGCACAGGCGGUGCUCUUCUUUACCGCCGGCUUCGAGUCCUCCUCCUCCACGAUGGCCUUUGCCAUGUACGAGCUGGCCAAGGAUGCCGACAUCCAGCAGCGUCUGAGGCAUGAGAUCAAGGAGGCUCUGCUGGCCAGCGGGGGACAGGUGACCCUUCAGCUAAUCGAUUCCCUUGAGUAUAUGCAUAUGAUACUGCUGGAGGUGCUGCGCAUGUAUCCCCCGCUGCCGUUCCUGGACCGAGAGUGCACGGCCGAGGACGAGGGCUACUCCCUGUCGCCGUUCCACGAGUUUCGUGUGCCCAAGGGAAUGCCCAUCUACAUACCCUGCUAUGCCCUGCACAUGGAUCCCCAGUACUUUCCACAGCCACGGAAGUUCCAGCCGGAGCGCUUCUCCCCCCGCAAUCGAAAACUGCAGACGCCCUACACGUACAUGCCCUUUGGCCUGGGUCCGCAUGGCUGCAUCGGCGAGCGAUUUGGACUGCUGCAGGCAAAGGUGGGGCUGGUGAAUCUUCUGCGCAAUCAUCAGGUGACCACAUCGGAGCGCACUCCGCGGCGCAUGAGGCUUGAUCCCAAGGCCAUAAUACUGCAGGCCCAGGGCGGCAUACACUUGAGGCUUGUGCGCAAUCCUUUGGGUAUCUGAUAUAUGCACAUAGAUGACUCACCUAGCUUUGGGACUCGUUCGGAGCAAUGCAGCCAACAGCAACUGAAUGUGAACUAAGUCCGAGAUUCGCGUGUUCUGCCAUUUAAAAUUGAACUGGGUAGACGGCCGAGACUGUCACAUCUUGGAGUGGAUUUUGAUUGGAAAAUUGCGUGUCUAUCGGAGCAAAGCAAUAAGAAACGCAUGCGGCUUACUGGAUAAAUCCGAUGAGACUACACAUAAUGCUCUCUACACUCUUUACACUCGCGACAUUCUAUACUCUCGCCUCUAGAUAAAUCCAUCUAUCCCUCCCACUCUAUAGGCAUUUUUCAAUCACU